AUGAUGCUUUUCUCUUCCCCGCAAUGUCCAUCGUUUCCCCCGUGUGCCGCUGUGCCACCACUUUUCCCACCUCUACCACCACCUCCAGUUAUGGCUCCGCAGAACGCAUGUCAGACCGCUUGUCCGCCCCCGGUCCUUCCAUUCUUGCCACCACCACCUUGUCAACAAACCUGUGGAGCUGGUCCUCCACCGCCAGCUCCUCUCCCCCCAGUUGCUCCUCUUCCUCCUCCAUUGCCACCAAUCUCCACCAUCUCUUCCACAAACUAUGGAGGACCAUUUGCAUAUCCGCAAUCGAUUCCGUCAUCGUCACUCGUCCCCCCAUCUCCUCAAUUUGUUCCAUCGACGGUUCUUCCCGAAACAACUCUUUCCACUCUUCCACCACUUGUCCCAUUGCCAACUCCCGGAUAUGCACAAUCGAUUCCCUCGCCCCUUCCACCGCCUCCAUCACUCGUCCCAUUGACCUAUCAAAGCCCGCAAUCCGCCAAUCUUCCUCCGACUUUCACAGAGACUGAACCAAAGCCAGCCUCACCAUUUCAAAGUGCUUAUGUCGAAGAAUUGGCACCAACUCUUCUUCCACCACCAUCUCAAGAAUACAAGACAAAAUAUUCAAAAGAGCGCGUGUUCUUUGAGGGAGAUAGCUCAUCAAAUUCAAAGGAAGGUUUAACGGAAUACGAUGAGAAUGAGGGCGCCGCUCCACCAUCUCCGCCAGUUGGACAAGUUUCCGGUCAAGUAGGCGUUCCCUAUCAACUACCUGGCUUUAUCCCCACAGUCCAAACAGCCGGCGCCUAUCCCCCAAGCGAAGAGGAUGAUCGAAUCUAUGCAAAAGAUGGAGAAGUGAAACAUUCAAACGGAUUGACGAGCUCUAUUGAAUACAAUCCUUACUUUGAUGGCGCUCAUCCCCCAUCAGCAUCAGCACAACAAGAGAAUUUCGAGAGUUUCUCGAAACGCAAUGCGCUUCUCAAGCGACACAAGUCAGCCAAACAGCACUCUUCGAAUACGAUUCAAAAGACGACGACAACUUGUAACAGCGAGAAACUGGCUCGUGUCAUGGCCAAGGCAAUCAAUGGCGAUGUAGCAGUCGCGAAAAAGUUGGUCCAAAAAGCUACAGAAGUCGCGUUUGAUGGGAGCAAAUUUGAUGUAUUUUGCGCGAAUGGGGAAUUCAGUUACAGCAUUCAUUCGAGAAAAUAUUGCGAGAUCACAAAAGACGAGGUGACUUGCUUUGCUUUCCGA
Molecule: messenger RNA, 1230 nt
Organism: Mesorhabditis belari
Lineage: Eukaryota; Metazoa; Nematoda; Chromadorea; Rhabditida; Rhabditidae
Source: the annotation of a GenBank genome assembly